Messenger RNA from Aquila chrysaetos chrysaetos, 5258 nucleotides. Its product is annotated as flocculation protein FLO11-like. Bases 926 to 2305 code for a protein of 459 amino acids. The transcript has 5 exons. The record is from RefSeq and is a predicted model, not a curated record. Lineage: Eukaryota; Metazoa; Chordata; Aves; Accipitriformes; Accipitridae.
GAGGUGCGGUUGGGUGUACUCAGAGUGCCCUUGGGGUGUAUGGGUGUAGUUGGGGCACAGGGGUGUGUUUGGGGUGCAGUCGGGUGUAGUUGGGGUGCAGUUGAGGUGUGUGGGUAUAGUUGGACACAGGACUGUGGUUGGGGUGUCGUUAGGGUGUAUGGGUGUAAUCAGGGUGUACUUUGGACUGUGGUAGGGCUAUAGAUGUGCAGCUGGGAUUUAUGGAAGCAGGUGGGAUGUAGUUGGGUUGCAGGGGUAUAGCUGGAGUGCAGUUGGGGUGUAGCUGGGGUGCACUGGUUGUGUCUGCCUGAUGUUUUGGGAUGGGCUGUUGGGUUGUGUGUGAGGUGGUGUUGGUGUGUGUGUGUGGGGUGUUGGGGCGUCUGUGUCCCAGGGUCCCCCCAGAGCCAAUGCUGGAGACCAGAGCUCCUGGGCGGCGGGGGAGGCAGCCCCACCCAUGGAUGCUUCUCUGCUGAUUCCACCCAAACACCAGGGUUCUCUACAAAUCCACCGCCCCAGUGCCUGGAUCCUCUUCUGGUCCUUCAGGGUCCCUCCUGGUAUAUGGAGGGAUCUGUAGAGGACCAAGAUGUUCAAGGGUGUGUCUGUAGAGGACUCAGGUGUCUGAGGGCAUCUGGUCCUUUUGAACCUUAACCCCCCCCCAAAAAAAACCUCAUCACAAUCAAAACCAUCAUUUAAUUCAGUGGAGGAAGUUCCUAACUGCUGCGGCGUGGCUGAGCGUGGUCGCGCUUCUGCUUGCCUGGAGCCAGAUAUGGCUGUGGUGCUGGGUGGAACGGAAACGGGCUGCGCUUUGGAGAGAAAAGUGGUGAAGUCGGGCUGGCUGUGUUGAGGAUGCGCAUUCUGGGAUCUGCUCCCUUCCCUGUUAGGGUGUGAUAUUACCCGCCCUGUGCAGGAAACCACUGAUCAGCCUGGGAUGAGUCCUGGAUCACAGGAGGGAAUGAUCGUCUUAGUUGCUUUGGUGGCUUUCUCUGCCUUUCAACCACCCAAGGUUCAACACUCUCCCAAGGUUCAACAACUGAAGGUUCAACCACCGACGGUUAUGCCAUUGAAGGUUCAAAGUUCUCCCAAGGUUCAACCACUGAAGGUUCAGCCACUGAAGGCUCAACCAUCUUCCAAGGUUCAACCCUCUCACAGGGUUCAACCACCGAAGGUUCAACCCUCUCCCAAGUUACAUCGACUGAAGCUUCAACCCUCUCCCAAGGUUCACCCACGGAAGGUUGAACCGCUGAAGGUUCAAUACUCUCGCAAGGUUCAACCCCUGAAGAUUCAAAUUCUCAAGGUUCAACCAUCUUCCAAGUUUCAACCAGUGAAGGUUCAACGCUCUCCCAAGGUUCAACCACUGAAGCUUCAACCCUCUCCCAAGGUUCAACCACUGAAGAUUCAAUCACUGAAGGUUCAACCACUGAAGGUUCAGCCACUGAAGGUUCGACUUCUCAAGGUUCAACCCUCUCCCAAGAUUCAGCCAGUGAAGGUUCAACCAGUGAAGGUUCAACCCUCUCCCAAGUUUCAACCAGUGAAGGUUCAACCCUCUCCCAAGGUUCAACCACUGAAGGUUCAGCCACUGAAGGUUCAACCCUCUCCCAAGGUUCAACCACUGAAGGUUCAGCCCUUUCCCAACGUUCAACCACUGAAGGUUCAACCCUUUCCCAAGGUUCAACCACUGAAGCGUCAACCCUCUCCCAAGGUUCAACCCUCUCCCAAGGUUCAACCACUGAAGAUUCAGUCACUGAAGGUUCAACCCUUGAAGGUUCAACCACUCAAGGUUCAAUGCUCUUCCAGGUUUCAACCACUGAAGGUUCAACCUUCUCCCAGCGUUCAACCAGUGAAGGUUCAACCCUCUCCCAAUUUUCAACUACUGAAGGUUCAACCGCUGAAGCUUUCACCCUCUCCCAAGAUUCAGCCACUGAAGGUUCAACCACUGAAGGUUCAACCCUCUCCCAAGGUUCAACCACUGAAGGUUCAGCCCUUUCCCAAGGUUCAACCACUGAAGGUUCAGCCCUUUCCCAAGGCUCAACCACUGAAGGUUCAACCCUCUCCCAAGGUUCAACCACUGAAGGUUCAGCCACUGAAGGUUCAACCCUCUCCCAAGGUUCAACCACUGAAGGUUCAGCCCUUUCCCAAGGCUCAACCACUGAAGGUUCAACCCUCUCCGAAGGUUCAACCACUGAACGUUCAACUGUCAAGGCAGACAGGGCAGGGCAAACUUACUCUUUUGGGGAUACCCUCAGUGACACCAUUGCUUUCUCUUUCUCCACAGAAGGAUUUUUUACAUCUUUUCCCCUUUUCUCCUUGAUUGCUGUUUGAAAUUGGCCAAAUUCCCUAUUCCCCGCAAGGGAUGAAGGGUUGGGAGUUGCCUUUCCCACAGACUCCUACAAAAGGAGAGACAUCAGGUUAGGUGUAAGGCAGAUGGAAAACCAAAGAAUUUUGAAAAUGAUUCAUUGCAACAGUUUAAUGGCUAAAUGGAAAAUUUCCUUGGCCCAUGAAGUGGGGAAAGUGGGAUUUUCCUGGAAAAAAAGGAAGUCCAUACCAUAUGCACUGGGAUGUGAAACUUGACAUUUUUGUGGGUCAUACUCAAAUGGUGUUUCUGGAAUCAUUGGUUCCACCUGCUGUGGCCACUAGUAUGUAAAGGAAAAAAGUCACCCAAAUUGACUGUUUUAGACCAAAGCAAGACCAGUGAUUGUAUGAUAUCCUCAAGACAGUCAGCCUUCAGUUCUUUUUUUUCCAACAAAGUGAAGUACCUCAUCCCUCCAUUGCUCCUGGUUUUCUCUCCUUUUUUUUCUCCCUUCCCACUUCAGCCAUUUCUUUUUUUCCCAUCGUUUCGACCCAAGACAUUGGGAGGUCCUGCAGGUGCCACUGUGUGGUUUGGUAGCACGUUUUCUGCAGACACACGCAAAUGCAAUCUGGUUUUGAGGUGAUUUUUUGCUGGUCGAGGUAGAAUGGAAAUGUGUUUUUGCUGAUCUGUGGUCUUGGUAGUCCACGGGCUUAAACAGAAACUUUUCAUUGUUUUCUGGAUAACAGUGAACAUGAAGAGCAAUGUCAAAAUACAGUGUUAUUACAGCGUUUGUGAGAAUAUCAGCUUAAAUAGUAAAUUAUAACAACAAGUAGCUUGCAGCAUUUAAAGGAAAAUCUCCAAGAAUGAAUUUAAUAUUCAGACACACAUUAAGGGCUGCAGAAUUGAGUUAUGGAAAAUUGCUUUUUUAGUGUCUUAGUGUCAACAAACCGCAUCGUGUACCUUGAAUGCUCUGCUGGGAUGUUCAGUGCUAGGCAGUGGGGUUGGAGGACCACCUGGAGGACUUGGUUCUUCUUCUUCUUGCCUGGCAAAGCUGCCAAAUUUGAGCUACAGUCAAGUAAAAUUCAUUGUACAAAUUUGGGUCUCAUCUACAGCGAAACAGAAGAGGACAUGCAUAAGUGAUGCAGCGGGUCGGUGGGUGAUGGGAAAGUCUCAGUGGCUUCUAGACCUGCAGGCUACGUUGCUGCAUAGUUGUCAUCCCAUGGGGCAUGUCAUACGAGGGUUGAUAUGGGCCCUCUGCAGAGAACUUCAAAGAACCCUGAGAUACCCUCAGCCCUCAGUGGCAGAUGCUUUGAUGGCAGAGUAGUUCCUCUGGGGCACCAAAAUCAAUGAGGAGAUGGUGUCAUCCCAAAGAAAAGUGUCACCCAAAACAAAGAGCCUGGCUUCUGGUUGCCCCACAGUCAGUUGCAGAAGUGACCAGUCAUGGUCAUGAAUAUAGUCAUCCAUACAGUCACGGACUUGGUGAAGGACAUGGUCAUGGUCUCUUCUCUUGUUCACUUCACACCACCACCAAGCCCUCCCUCUCCCAAACAUGCAGGCAGGGUGAAGUGUAUGUUUCUGUCUUCCCACCAGGUAUGUCCAUGUCAGCAUACGUCAGCCCAUGAAGGUGUACAAUGUUCUUGGCCAGCUGAAACCCUGGUUUGGUGGCAGGGAACCUCUGAUCCUUUCCAGUGGGCACUUUGACCUCAAGUGAGUAGAAAGUGCCAAAUCCAACUAUAUUCACACCCUGGAGAUCACAGAGAGAAGAAAUAAUUAGAGUCUUGGUUUUGCUACAAAAAAAGAAUCAGAAACCCAUUGAGGUGGGAUGAGACCCCUUACAUUCCAACCCGACUGCUCAAACAGGGCCAGCUGAAGCUGGUUGUCCAGGAUUGGCUCCUGCUGGGUUUUGAAUAUCUCCAUGUGAUGACGUGCUACCAUGUGGGAUGGUGCUUGGUACCUCCAUGACACCAGGGAAGCCCUUGCAGAAGCCCUGCAGUCUGGAAUUUCCUUUCUUUGUCUUUAAAAAGAUUUGGUGAAGCCAAAGCCUAGAAAAUGUUCCCCAGCUGGAGAAGAUCUAAGAAGUUUCCACUGUCUGGGAGAAACCACAAAAAUGUCCCAUAUAAUCUAUUUGGUCUUUCCAGCCUGGCUGUGGGGACCAGAGGUGGCCAAAAGGUGGCAAACUCGUUCUUUGGGUUAAAUCUGGGACUUUUGGGGGUUAUGUCUUUGACCUCGAUAGAAUGAGAAGUCGAUUUUGUCUCCUGUAGAGUCAGUGUUCAAUGGGGCGACUUACUGGAUCAGAAAGACCGAUGUGCCUUUUGGUGGCACAGGGGGGACAAGGACAAAGACAAUGCUGCUCUGCCCCACCUUGUCCUUCAAAAUCUCCUCUUUGACGUAAGUAGACACAGCUUCCCAAAACAGCAAUGAUUUCUGAAAAAAAAAAAGAAAAAAAGUCAAACUCUCUGGCUGCAAAGGGACAGCACCAAAUCAACAUUGGCCUUUCCAGAUCGGGUGUUAUAGCAUUAAAAUGUCAAUGUGUUUUGUGGAAAGAGCCCCUGGAGAUGUUACCAUGGGUGGGGAGCAUCUGCAGUGUCAGCAGCUUGUGUGAAUGUGUUUUCCUCCACAGCUGCAAGAGAGCCAUGAAAUGGCCUCAGGUUCACCAUCGCCUGUCCCAAGGCCUGCAGGCUUGGCCCUGAAAUGGGCCAGAAAGUGGUGUUUUAUGGUCCUUCAGGAUGCCUAGAUCUCACUCUUGAUCUCUGGUUUCACUUGGGACCUUCAAGACACCCGAAUGUCUGGAAUCCCCCUGGGAUGUGCGGAUUCACUGGGGACCUUCAAGACCCCUGGACACCUCCCCCAUUCCAUGUCUGGGUUCACUGGUGACCCCCAAGAUCCCCCUGGACUCCUGGGUCCACCCUUCCAGCCCAGAGAGUCAAUUGCAUCGGAUAAUGUUGGAUUGGAAAGUCUGCUAAGUAAAUAGAUU